This is a messenger RNA of Camelina sativa (false flax), 940 nucleotides long. RefSeq lists its product as uncharacterized. Gene Ontology annotation, biological process: photosynthesis. The record is from RefSeq and is a predicted model, not a curated record. NCBI's taxonomy places the organism in Eukaryota, Viridiplantae, Streptophyta, Magnoliopsida, Brassicales, Brassicaceae. Gene Ontology annotation, cellular component: photosystem I.
UCUUAUCCUCUGGUCAAGAAGAAGAAGAGAAAGAUGAGUUCCGUAGGCCAAAGCAUUCUCAUGGCUUUAACAGUAACGGUUAACAAAUAUGCUUCUUCCAAUGUUCAAUCUGUACGCAGAAACGAUACCAAACGCGAUUCUUUAGCCGCUCGAACCGCUGAUUUAGGACGCAGAAACGUCCUCUUCUCCUCUUCCUCCUUCAUCGCAGCCGCUUUGACCACCAGCGAUCAACUUCUCCAGAAGUAUUUGAAGAAGACUGAGGAAAACAAAGCCAAGAAUGAUAAGGAGAGAUUGGACGGGUAUUACAAGAGGAAUUAUAAAGACUAUUUUGAGUUUGUUGAAGGAUCUAUAAAGGGAAAGACAGAAGCAGAGCUCAGUGAGUCUGAGAAACGGAUUCUUGAAUGGCUCAAAGCCAACAAAUGAUUACGAAUUGAAGAUGAUGAAUUGAUGAUGAUGAUGAUGAUGAUGAAUUGAUGAUGAUGAUGAUGAUGAUGAAUUGAUAUGAUGAUGAUGAUGAUGAUGAUAACUUUUUGUUUGUCUAUGAAAAUUUUUCGUAAAAAAAGACAGCUCAGUAGUUUAAAAUCUUUUUAAGUUUUGGUUGAAUCUGUUUCUUCCCUUUCUCAAUAUGUUCGAAAAACGGAGUACCAGAAUGCAAGCUCAGUCUUGUGGAUGCAAUGACAGAGUCAAGAGAGUGGAGUGGACAAGUGACUUGAAGCUAGUAGUCUCUCGUCUCCAUGGGAGAUAAAUUUUUGGAAAGAGCCUAAACCUUCUGCGUUUCCAGUCAAGGAUGUUGCUUGAACCUGUCUUGCUAGCUACUCGUGGAUAAGCUUGUCCACGGCGUUCCCGGUUGCUAUAUUCUUUGAACUGUUAUCUGUUAGACACAUUUUGUAGUAUCUUUUAUGGUUUCCACCGGGACCAGAAAUACAGUGCCCUUUCACUA